Molecule: messenger RNA, 1399 nt
Organism: Trichoderma asperellum CBS 433.97
Lineage: Eukaryota; Fungi; Ascomycota; Sordariomycetes; Hypocreales; Hypocreaceae
Biological process (GO): protein geranylgeranylation
Cellular component (GO): Rab-protein geranylgeranyltransferase complex; cytoplasm
Molecular function (GO): Rab geranylgeranyltransferase activity
Source: RefSeq, a predicted model, not a curated record
AGCAGAUAAGCUGAUAAAGAGCCGCCUACAGUCUGUAUAUCUGUACAACUCUGCAAAUCCAAAGACACGCCUUGCAAAGUUUACGGACACAGCAUCAUGGCAAGCCACAACGUAGCUCGCACAACUCGGGUGCGCACCGAAGAGCAGCGACUGCAAGAGAUCGAGAAGAUCAACAAAUAUCGCGGCAUCGAGGACCAGAUACGCUCUCAGGCGGCGUCAGGGACCUACAGCCUCGAACUCUACGACCUCACCACCAAACUCCUCCGUCUCAACCCCGAGUAUUACACAGUAUGGAACGUCCGGCGCCGCUGUCUCUUAUCCUGCCUGCUGUCUACAACAGAUCAACCGGUACCAGAUGCUCAAGACCCGACCCCAGAUGCCAAGAACCAACAGUCAGACGGCGAGGUGCUACAGUCCGAAAUCGCCUUUACCAUGCCGCUCCUGAUGGAGUUCCCCAAGUGCUACUGGAUCUGGAAUUUCCGGCAAUGGCUAUUGUCGCAAGCCAUUCUGCGGCUACCCCUUCCAGCAGCACGCAAAAUAUGGGAAACGGAGCUCGGCCUGGUGUCCAAGAUGCUCAACAAGGAUCAGCGCAAUUACCAUGCCUGGGGAUACAGAAGAUUUGUGGUGGCUCAGUUAGAGAGCGCCAAACUAGACGGCAAGAGCAUGGCCGAGGACGAGUUCGCAUAUACCACAGCCAUGAUUCGACAGAACUUGUCGAAUUUUUCUGCGUGGCAUAACCGAAGUCUACUCAUCCCCAAAGUUUUGGAGCAGCGAGGCGCCGACGACAAGGCCAGAGCAGCUUUCCUGGCCCAAGAGCUGGAUCUUGUACGGGAAGGCCUCAAUGUCGGCCCCGAAGAUCAAAGCUUAUGGUACUACCAUCAGUUUCUGGUGUCUCAAAUUGUUGGAGACGGAAAUGGACAGAGCAUCACGCCAGCUUUAACUGUCGGCGAAAAGAUCGCCUACCUGAAGCGUGAGAUUGAUGAGAUUACAGACUUGUCAGAAGAUUAUGACGACAUCAAGUGGAUUUACGAGGCUCUGUUAGAAUACACUCUGGCUUUGAAUCGACUAGAGGACAGCAGCGAUGGAGCUGGUAAUCUACAAACCUGGCUCACCAAGCUGCGGACUCUUGACCCGAUGCGCGUGGGUAGAUGGAAGGAUGUAGAGCAACAGGCCAGAUGAUGAUGCCUUCUAUGUGGUCGAUAUACCAAGUCACCCCUUGUACGAAAUAGAAUGAGAAAGGAAUUAAUGAUACAAACACCACAGAUCAGGUAAUAUAGAAGCAGAUAACGCAACAACUAUUUUGGGUUAGGAUGAGCGGAUGACUAUUGGACGAACAACAGCUACCCCGCUACAGUACAAAUACAAGCAUUGAAGUACUUACGCCGCUAUGAUGAUUCGG